GGCCAUCAUCCACAAGAUGGCCCUGCAGGGCCAUCUUGUGGAGCUUCGUGCAGAGAGGGCCAUGGUCGCCGUGUGCAGCUUCGUGCUCAUCAGCCUGAGCAGCGGUGCCACCCGCCGCCUCGUCCCGGCCGUGAAUCCGAUCGGACCUCUGAGGCUCGUCAUAUGUACCCCAGGUGGCGACGUGCACGAUGAGGGCUUCCCGGGCCCGACCGUCGACAUCGCCGCGGCCCGCCUCUGUCCUGACCGCGGUCGGCCUCCUGGCAUCACGGCGGCGGUCAGUUACCGCUGCAGGCGGGCCCCGACAGCUGUGAAGGAGGUCGCCUUCGACACGGCGGACGAGGCCUUCGCGGCGGCGGCGCUCGCGUCCGAGGCGGCCGCUGCCGGGCAGGCCUUCGCAGCCCCGGCUGCCGGGUGCCAGGUGCCCCUCGCCGCGGGAGGCGGCCCCACGGGCUUGCCCGUGGCCGCUGGUGCCGCGCCCGGCGCCCAGAUCGUGGCUGCGGUCGGAUCGGCGCCGCCGGCGCCCGCGGCGGGGGUCGCCGGCGCGGCCACCGCCCAGUGGGUCAAGACCGAGAGCAUGGCUUUCGCCAACUGUGGUGACCCAGUCUCGCUCCCGGCGAACACCAUCGUGCGCGGCGAGUCCGCCAUCAUGCAGGCGCCCGACAGAUUCAGCAUCGUGCUCGAGGACGUUCAGUCCUUGGACACAGCGGUGUACGCCGCCCUGGAGGCGUUGCGGGACCCGCGCUACGUGGACGGCUCGGCCUACAUUGUGGCCCGACCUCGCUGUCGCUGGAGCGACGUGUGCAAGGAGCUCGUGAAGGCCGCCUACGUCUUGUGGACGGUUCCCGGGCCUCGCGUGGUGAAGUGGUGUGCGGAGUUGCUCGACCUGUGUUCGUCUGCGCCCGUGGUGCACCACCCGCAAUUCAUGAGCGUGUUCGGGCUGAAGCCGGACUCAUUGGGGGAGGAGCUCCACGGCACUGCUCUGCACGUGCUGGGGGAGGCUCAGCUCUCGGAGUAUGUCAACUGGAUGGACUCCAUGGGGGCCGCCGAGAAUGUCGGGAGGGACAAGACUCCCCGCGCCUCGACGGUCACGUUCGUCGGCCUCAUGGAUGAGGUGGCCAUCUUCUCCGGUUUCAACAAGAACACAGGCUCGGCCGCGGCGUGUCCAGCGCCCCUGGAUCAUGUGACUCGCGAGGCGUACAAG
Messenger RNA from Prorocentrum cordatum, 1201 nucleotides. NCBI's taxonomy places the organism in Eukaryota, Dinophyceae, Prorocentrales, Prorocentraceae. The record is from the annotation of a GenBank genome assembly.